Neurospora hispaniola is the source of this 1588-nucleotide messenger RNA. RefSeq names its product SGNH hydrolase-type esterase domain-containing protein. The coding region runs from base 429 to 1223 and encodes 264 amino acids. Lineage: Eukaryota; Fungi; Ascomycota; Sordariomycetes; Sordariales; Sordariaceae. The record is from RefSeq and is a predicted model, not a curated record. Gene Ontology annotation, molecular function: phosphatidylcholine lysophospholipase A1 activity. The transcript is spliced from 2 exons.
CGGGCAGGUGUGGUCGUGCAAAACAGACCAGCCCCUGUUUCUCCGCGAGAAUGUUGCGGUUGAUGGUAGAGGGGUUUCAAGAAGACGCGCCUUUAGCAGGAAAUCAGCCGUGACUACCUCUACCGAGGCUAUUCGCUCGCCUUGCUUGGCUGGACCAAUGAUUAAUGGAGGAUCGAUGAAUGAGCAUUCCUCAGAGGGUGAGACGGCUGUGAGCCAGGAAUGUUGUCAAGAUUUGAUACUCGUUCUGGCCAUCCAAUCUAUUCUGUGACUGCAUUGUUGAUAGGCGUAAGCUUAUCAUCCCACGAUGUUGCCCUCACCUGCGUGUGCCUAUAUAAGCACCAAGUUCGUGAUGGGGACGGCCACCUCAACUCAGCAACUCGGACAGAUCCAAACCGCCUCGUCCCAUAUCUCUAACCAGAAAAGUCAACAUGGUAGCGACCAUCCGACUUCUCAGCGGCCUUGUAGGCUCGCUCAGCUUCCUUUCUCUCGCCUCGGCUGAGCCACAAGUCCGAGAUGAUGUCCGCAUCAUGGCCCUGGGUGAUUCCAUCACUGGCAAUCCAGGCUGCUGGCGCGCCCUCCUUUCCCGCAAGCUCAACGCCACCAACAUCACCCCACCCCUUCCCUACUCCCAAAUCCGCUUCGUCGGCACCCAAUCCCGCACCUACUGCGGCUACGGCUCCGCCUACGACUGGCCGCACGAAGGGCACGGCGGAUAUCUCGCAACGGACAUUGCCCAAGACACCGUUCCCAUUCUCGGCAGUCCAGUCUCGCAGCCUCUCCUCCAGUCCUGGCUCACCGCCCCCGGCGUCGCCCCCGUGGACAUCAUCCUCAUGCACCUAGGCACCAACGACAUCUGGCAAAAUCGCACCGCCAUCCAAAUCAUCAACGCCUACGGCCAGCUGUUGGAUCAGAUGCGCGCCGUCAACCCUAACAUUCGCCUUCUUGUCGCCCAGAUCUUGCCCAUGGAGCCGGCGAAUUGCCCCGAGUGCGCGGCGAAGGUCAGGAUGCUGAAUAGGUAUAUUUCGAUCUGGGCGCAGUAUGUUACUCGCCAACAGAGUCCGGUGGUGGCAGUUGAUCUGUAUUCGGGUUUCAAUGCGACGAGGUAUACCACGGAUGGAGUCCACCCGAAUGCGAGGGGUGAUGAGGCGAUUGCGACGGGGUGGGUGGGGGCGGUUAUACGGUCUGUUCGGGACGUGUUGGCUCAGAGAGAUGUAAGGGUUUGACGGGUUAAUAUUCGAGAAGUGGCUGAUGGAGGAUGUGUGAGUUGGGAAGAUAGAACAAAGAGAGGAAGGAUUUGGUCUAGGGAUUUGGCGGUAGCUGGUCUGGUCCGAUAACCUAGCUUGUGGAAAAUGGCGAUUCUGUUCCUUCAGCAUCUGAUGUUUUUGCUUCUUCGAAGGGGGUGGAAGUAUGAUCCUUAUUUUUUGUUUUGUUUGCACAAUAAAGCAGGUUUCGAUUUGGGGAUAAAGAAGAAGAGGAGAUUAAGGCAACCGCCUCCUUCCCAGGGAGCCAUUGAUAUCGCUGUCCAGGUCUCUUAAUUCUUGAAAACCCGUUUUGGAUGAACGAUAUUCAUUCAAAAGCUCACGGUCAU